AUGAGUGCGACACAGGUACUCGUCAAAUUGGUUGGCAAAUCCAACAUGCUUUGGCCCGAAGGCUUGGGUUCUCGUGGUGCCAAAGUGUAUCACGAAAAGACAAUUUUAGAGCAAAACAUCAUUCUUGAUCGUCGAGAGGAUGACUUUGUGUUGCCAGCUGGACUGAAUCGAUGGCCUUUUGAAUUUUUGCUACCCAACAGUAUCGUCGAAACGAUCGAAGACGAAAUGGCGCAAGUGUACUAUUACAUAUCAGCCACUGUUCAACGGCCGGGCCUCAGCAUUGCCAAUCUACGGACGAGAAGAAACAUCCUUUUACUUCGCACGCUGUCACCGUCCGAUGAUGUAAUUGCUUCCAAUUCAUUGCCGGUCAUCUCCAUUGUGGCAGAAAGAAAGACCGAUGCUUGCGAUGCAACGAUCUACAUUGAGAAGUCUAUUGUUUCUUCCGGCACACAGUUUCCUAUUUCCAUCGUCUUGACCACUCAGAUGAAGCAUGUCAGCCUGGAGUCGAUUAAUGUUACAUUGACCGAGAGAAGAAUAUAUCAAGUGCCUGAGUAUAAUGCGAAACGAGCAGAGCUCCAUGAUUACAAGCUGCAACUGAAUUCAGUCACCGAUAUGACGGAUUCAGAGCAAAUGGAAGAAGCAUUGGUUCCUUCCUCGGAUAUUUCGCUGCAGCAACUUCGACGAGCUCUCAGUGCCAAGAAUGCUCAUAUUGCUUUAGGGUCGAACCCUUUUCAGUACAAGUUUACGUUUACGCUUCCUAAUUGCUUGACCAUGAACCAUACCACCUACUUUAAAGAAAUGAAUUUCCAGCACCACUUGAAAAUUGACAUUGAACUUUCAGUGCCGCCUACAGAAAGCGAAUCAACGAUGAAUGCGAUUGAAAGAACACAUAUCCAUCUAGAAACGCCCAUUACAAUUCUUGAUUGUCGACUCAAAGAAGAUUUUACUACGUUGCCCACGUAUCAAGAAUCCAUGUCCGACGCCGCCAUUGAUGAAGACGAUGAAAGAGAUGCUUCGAACCAACGUGGUUUCUUUAUUUGCCCUUGCUACGUCGAAUAUAAAAGAAAGAGUACACGAGCCAAUGGUAACAAGGAACGAAUUUUGGUGCGGCAGAAUAGCAACGUUGAGUCCUUGCCGUCCAGUCACAAUAAUAGCAGUGAAGACCUGAGUUUACCGCCUCCACCUCCUUAUAUUGAAAAGUAA
This is a messenger RNA of Mycotypha africana, 1203 nucleotides long. RefSeq lists its product as uncharacterized. NCBI's taxonomy places the organism in Eukaryota, Fungi, Mucoromycota, Mucoromycetes, Mucorales, Mycotyphaceae. The record is from RefSeq and is a predicted model, not a curated record. The transcript is spliced from 2 exons. Gene Ontology annotation, cellular component: plasma membrane; cytoplasm; cytosol. Gene Ontology annotation, molecular function: ubiquitin protein ligase binding; protein-macromolecule adaptor activity. Bases 1 to 1203 code for a protein of 400 amino acids. Gene Ontology annotation, biological process: ubiquitin-dependent endocytosis.